Acanthosepion pharaonis is the source of this 966-nucleotide messenger RNA. The record is from the annotation of a GenBank genome assembly. Lineage: Eukaryota; Metazoa; Mollusca; Cephalopoda; Sepiida; Sepiidae.
AUGUCCGGAGGUUUGGAUGCCCUUGCUAUGAAAGAAGAUGACGUGAUGAAGUUCCUGGCUUGUGGAACUCAUCUCGGCGCCACUAAUGUUGAUUUCCAAAUGGAACAAUAUGUCUACAAAAGGAAACCUGAUUGUACUUACAUUAUCAAUCUGCGUAAGACAUGGGAGAAACUAUUGUUGGCUGCUCGGGCUGUUGCUGCUAUUGAAAACCCUGCCGAUGUGUGUGUCAUCUCUGCCCGCCCAUAUGGACAAAGGGCUGUGCUGAAGUUUGCUUCAGCCACUGGAGCCACACCCAUUGCUGGUCGAUUCACUCCUGGUGCCUUCACCAAUCAGAUUCAGAAAGCUUUCCGGGAGCCCCGUCUAUUGGUUGUCACUGACCCAAGGACUGAUCACCAACCCGUAAAUGAAGCAUCCUAUGUUAACAUCCCUGUCAUUGCUCUGUGUAACACGGAUUCACCUCUUAAAUACAUUGACAUUGCCAUCCCAUGUAACAACAAGUCUAUCCAUUCCAUUGGUCUGAUGUGGUGGUUGCUUGCCCGUGAAGUACUUCGUCUUCGGGGUAAUAUCAGCCGUGAGCACCCCUGGGAUGUAAUGGUCGAUCUCUACUUCUACAGAGAUCCCGAAGAGGCUGAAAAGGAAGAACAGGCUGCCCUCGAGAAGGCUGCUGCUAAAGAAGAUGUCACUGAAACCUGGCCAACUGGUGCUGACCUGGGAACAGCUACAGCUGACGUGACUGACUGGGCCAGUGAGACUGUCCCCAGUGCUUCUGCUGUCCCUAUCACUUCUUAUGGUGCAGCCACAGAGGAUUGGUCAGUCCCCGAGGCUGAAUGGUCUGUCCCUGCUGCUAGUGGUGCUGGAGCCGCUGGUACCACCACCACCACCGUGGCAACUGCUGGAGCAACUGCUGCGGCUGCUGGGACCAUGGCUACUGAGUGGGGUGGAACUACAGCAGAGAACUGGAGUUAA